Messenger RNA from Sclerotinia sclerotiorum 1980 UF-70, 1839 nucleotides. RefSeq lists its product as hypothetical. NCBI's taxonomy places the organism in Eukaryota, Fungi, Ascomycota, Leotiomycetes, Helotiales, Sclerotiniaceae. The transcript is spliced from 2 exons. The coding region runs from base 1 to 1839 and encodes 612 amino acids. Gene Ontology annotation, biological process: tRNA N2-guanine methylation. Gene Ontology annotation, molecular function: RNA binding. Gene Ontology annotation, cellular component: nucleus. The record is from RefSeq and is a predicted model, not a curated record.
AUGGAUGCUACUCUUCCUGACAUAACGGUCGCGCCCGCUGCCGAUCAACACAUUCUUCACGAUGGAAAAGAAUAUACCACAGUUAAGGAAGGCCUCGCACAUAUCCUGAUACCCGCAGAAGGAUCAAAAGUGCCGCAGACAACUCCCAAAGGCCAAAACCAGGUACAAUCUGUCUUUUAUAACCCAAUUCAACAAUUCAAUCGAGAUUUGAGCGUCCUGGCGAUCAAGGCAUACGGAGAAAGCAUCUUGGAAAAGAAGAGGAAGAUAAUCGAACGAGAUAGACAAAAGAAUGCUGCCAAGAAGGAGAAAAAAAGAAAGAGGGUUGCUGAAGAAGGAAAUGAUGGACCGAGGAAGGCAGGCAAAUAUGAGAGUGCAGGAGAAGCUGUAGAGCUGCCAUUAGCCGUCGGAAAACCAGAGAAUACCAUUAAGGACAAGGAAAUGGAGAGCAAAGAAGGAGAUGUAAUGGAUCAAAAUGGAGGGACGAAUACGACAGCCUCAGUGGCCAAUGGAGGAUCGAAUAAUCAUGUAACAACGGAAACGGUUGAAGUACCAGAAAACAAAGACGGACACGAACCCACAAAACCUGCGAAUCCAAUCAAUCCUAGAUUCAAAAUUCUCGAUGCAUUAUCUGCGACUGGACUCAGAGCUCUUCGAUAUGCUCAAGAGAUUCCCUUUGCAACAUCCAUUACCGCGAAUGACCUUUUGCCCGCAGCUACCAAAACAAUCGAACUCAAUGUAAAGCACAAUAAGCUAGAAAACAAGAUUAAUGCUGUCACUGGAAAUGCAUUGACACAUAUGUAUAGUCUUAUAGGUGAUGACUCCAAAGAUGGGAGUGGCAGCAGAAAAUAUGAUGUUAUUGAUCUGGAUCCUUAUGGCACAGCAGCUCCAUUUUUGGAUGCGGCAGUACAAGCCGUCAGAGAUGAUGGGGGACUUUUGUGUGUUACUUGUACUGAUGCCGGUGUAUGGGCUUCAAAUGGAUAUCCCGAAAAGGCAUACUCGCUUUACGGAGGAGUCACUGUCAAAGGUCAGCACAGCCAUGAAGGUGGUUUGAGACUUAUUUUGCAUUCAAUCGCUACAUCCGCCGCUCGAUAUGGCCUGGCGAUGGAGCCCCUUCUCUCCCUCUCUAUUGAUUUCUACGCACGAGUAUUUGUUAGAAUAUACAAAUCUCCCUCAGAUGUCAAAUUUUUAGCAGGCAAAACCAUGAUGGUUUAUAAUUGUGAUACUGGUUGUGGAGCAUGGACAACUCAGAUGGUCGGAAAGAACAAGCUUGUGCCCAACAAAAAUGGCAAUGGUCAUUUCUGGAAACAUGUCUACUCCAUGGGACCAUCUGCGGGUGAGAACUGCUCCCAUUGCGGUAUGAGAACUCACCUCGCUGGACCUAUGUACGGUGGUCCGCUCCAUCAACCUGAGUUUGUUCAGAGAAUCCUCGAUGACCUUCCCAACGUAUCCAAGGAUACAUAUCAUACAACAGCUAGAAUCGAAGGAAUGCUCACAUUGGCCCUCGAAGAGAAUUUGCUUCCCACCAAGGAGCUUCCAGACUCCCCGACCGACUCAUCAAAGACUGGCAAGAAUGAUCCCGCAGCACUUGACCAUUAUCCAUUCUUCUUCAUACCAUCAAUGCUUGCCAAAGUAAUUCAUUGCGUCACUCCUCACGAGAAUGCACUCCGAGGAGCUCUACGCCACCUCGGCUAUAGAGUUACUAGAAGCCACACAAAGGGUGGCAGUAUCAAAACAGAUGCUCCUUGGGAUGUUAUUUGGGAGAUUAUGAGAGAGUGGGCGCGACAAAAAUGUCCGCCAAAGGAAGGUGCUAUCAAGAAGAAUACAGCCGGGUGUAUUUGA